Branchiostoma floridae (Florida lancelet) is the source of this 450-nucleotide messenger RNA. RefSeq lists its product as uncharacterized. The transcript has 4 exons. Lineage: Eukaryota; Metazoa; Chordata; Leptocardii; Amphioxiformes; Branchiostomatidae. The record is from RefSeq and is a predicted model, not a curated record. Bases 1 to 450 code for a protein of 149 amino acids.
AUGCACACGCAGUUGUGUAUCUGUAACCAAUCAAAAGUUUUUCUUCGACAUCUCAGCUUCUUCCUUAUCACUAUUACUGUAGAUCUCUUCUGUUCUCUCCUCUUCUCAUCUCUGGACAUUCCUAGAGAGGGUACAAAUCUGAGAACCCAACCAGGGAGCCUGCCCACAGUGGGUGCCAUCCUUAGGCUUAUAACCACAGAGCGCCCAGACGGCAUCAUCGCAGCGGCCAGUCCGGAACUCCUGCCCUCGCUAGACUCGCUGGUGGAUGGCGGUUACCACCGGCCCAUCUCUCCUCGAUUUGUGCCGCCAACACCGGCAGACGAGAUGCUGGAUGGGCUGGAUGAUGUGGAGACAGGGCCGAGUUGGCGCCGCAAGACCAAGCCCAGAAAGCGCAAUGUGUUUGCUCUGCACGCCAGCUCCGAUGACGAAGGCCGCGGCGUGAACAGAUGA